GAGACACACUGCCUGCCCUUCGCCACAGAGCAGAGGCAGAACGAGUCCCCGCAGCAUUGAACGUAGUCGAGGUAUUGAGACUGUCACCGUUAUCUCUUAAUUACCAACAAUUUUAUGACGGAAACUUUGCAGAAAGAUAAUCGAGCUCGACAAUCUUUUGCAGGGUUACAUUUGGGAAAUCCUUACAAAAGGAGAGAAAAAAAACUUUUUUACUAAUAGUUUUUUUGUGGCAUCAACAAAGAGGAGCUUUCCAAAACAUCCACGGCGAAAACAUUAAUACUCUCAACUGGCGAAAUUUAGAGUAAAAAAAAGGCUAUUUUUGAGAUCAUUUUUGAGUCAUCGCGCCACAGCCCUAACGGAAGAGGUAACCGGGGGCGGAGGCGACGCUCAAUUGCAUGGCUUAUUGGCGUGAACGACAUCUCUUGCAAAACGACGCCAAUUAAUAUUAGAGGUACUAGAAAAACUGGAGGAUCGUUGUUACUUAAGUAGCACCAAGUUAAUCGACAGUGACUUGAGAUUCCAGCAAAGAAAUUGGGCUUGUUCUCAAAAUCGAGGAGGCGGAGUCUUAACUUAUUAAAAGGAACUUGCCGAGGCUUGGACACCAGCAAAUAUGAUGAUGAUGUCUCUCAACAGCAAGCAGGCAUUCGCCAUGGCCCACUCCAGCUUGCCCGAACACAAAUAUUCUUUGCAUUCCUCCUCAUCCUCCACCAUGACUUCGAAUGCGCCCUCGUCCUGCUCGUCCUCCAGACACAGUAACACCAUCAUCAGCAGCAGCGGCUCCAACUCGGAGGCGAUGCGCCGAGCAUGUCUCCCAACCCCACCGAGCAAUAUAUUCGGAGGCUUGGAUGAGAGUUUGUUGGCCCGUGCUGAAGCUCUGGCGGCGGUGGAUAUAGCCUCGCAGAACAAGAGCCACCACCACCCUCCACAUCACAGUCCCUUCAAGCCGGACGCGACCUACCACACCAUGAACACUCACCCCUGCACCUCCUCUUCGUCCUCCGCGUCUUCGGUGCCUAUUUCUCACCCAUCCGCCCUGUCUGGCCACCACCACCACCACCACCAUCACCACCACCACCAGCCACACCAGGGGCUAGAGGGGGACCUACUGGACCACAUCACCCCAGGACUGGCACUCGGGGCCAUGGCAGGACCGGAUGGUUCGGUCGGUACACCUGCGCAUCCUGCACACAUGGCGGGCAUGAACCACAUGCACCAGGCAGCCAUCAACAUGGCUCAUGCCCAUGGGCUACAAUCACACAUGGGCUGCAUGAGCGACGUGGACGCCGAUCCAAGGGACUUGGAAGCCUUCGCGGAGAGGUUUAAGCAGAGACGGAUCAAACUUGGUGUAACCCAGGCGGAUGUAGGGUCAGCCUUGGCGAACCUGAAGAUUCCCGGCGUGGGUUCUCUUAGCCAAAGCACCAUCUGCCGAUUCGAGUCCCUCACUCUCUCUCACAACAACAUGAUAGCUUUGAAGCCCAUUCUACAAGCGUGGCUGGAAGAAGCCGAGAAAUCACACAGGGAGAAACUGAACAAACCAGAGCUCUUCAAUGGCGCAGAGAAAAAGAGAAAGCGUACGUCGAUAGCUGCACCGGAAAAGAGAUCCCUGGAAGCCUACUUCGCCAUUCAGCCGCGUCCCUCCUCAGAGAAAAUUGCUGCUAUAGCAGAAAAACUGGACCUCAAAAAGAACGUGGUGCGGGUCUGGUUUUGCAACCAACGACAGAAACAAAAACGAAUGAAAUACUCUGCAUGCGUCUAGCUCGACCAUUCGCUCUAAAAACACCGUCAACAAAUGUUGAGAGACUGAAAACUGUACAGAGACGAUUUGUAACAUAUUUCUUAUCACACAAUUUUUCAAUCAUCAAUGACUUGUGCUUUGAACUCGAAUAAUUCAUAACAUUCAAAAUGACUGAAUACUCUAACCACUGUCAAGUCUGGCGGAAGGGGAUGUGGAAUCAAGCAAAGGAGCGUUUGACAGAGCAAGUAAGACCACUGGUUUUCCACACUUACUACUUCACCUUUUUAUGUCAAUGAAGUAGGCUACGACUCAUAGGCUUUAAUCACACGUAUUUAUGUUCAAUUUCGGUUAAUUUAAAGACUAUUAGCCUAUUUAAGAGUGAAAAAUAUUGAAAACAUUUAAUAAUUAUUGACCAUGGAAACAUUUUUCAACUGGAAGCACUUGGUUGGUGCCUGUUGGUGUUCAUAUAUUUUUCAUACAUUUUCCCUCUGAUUUGACAAUGCAGUUUGGCAUUUGUUCAGGGUCCACGAGGGGGUAAUAUGGCAACACAGUAGUCACUGCUUGGUAUUGAAAGCUAUUAUUAGAUUACUGCCAAACUACCCCGUGUAAAUUAUUAAUUUAGCUGUCACUUUGUUGUUUGUCCCGUGUAAUUAAUUAAACCUAUUGGAUUUUAGGUGUGUUGAAGAAACAGGCAAGGGUGGGCCUAGGAUAGCCUAGGCUACUUGUUACUAAUAGACUGAAUUAAGGUUGAAACCACUGGUCAUGAAAUGUAGCCGGUUUCUGGGCGUUUUGUACUGUAGGCCUAUUUCAGAAACAUCUCUGUAGAUAAAGAAAAAAUGAAUCAAAUGUAUGGAUUUGAUGGGAUUUACGAUUGCCAAAUAUAAUUUAUACCGGUUGCAAUACAACUUUGCAAUCCAACGUGGGUCGCUGUCUUAUGAACUAUUUAUUAAGUGAGGUCAUGUUUACUUCAUUACAUAUUUAUCGGGAUUCCCCCCUCCUCGUUUUGCUGGAGAAAAUCAAAUUCUGACAGCAAGUAAAACAUGAUGUUGCCAGAAAGCAGAAUUGUCAAGAAAUUUCUUUCAAAUUCCUUUAAAUUUUUGAGAUGGUACAAUCGAGAGAUAUAUGAGAUAGUAUGCUCUUUUACAAUUAUUUUUAUGUAUGUUUUCUGGUAUUUAUUUGUAUAAAUAUACGCGCAUCAUUAUGAAGUCGUUGCUUGUUAAAAUCACCUUGUUUAGUAAUGUUUUCUUAAAGAGAAAGUAAUCGUUUCAUGGAAGUAUGUGUACAAUGUAAAUAUUUCAUUGGAACCAGUCGAUGCACAUAAAUAUAUCCGUACAGGUUUUGCUGUAUUGCUGUUUUAGCGGAGUUUUUUUCUUUAUGUAAUGUCUGUUGCUUUUGGUUCCUGGUUGAAUGAUACUAUUAAUUUAUGACAUUCAUGUAUAUUUAAGUUAUUUGAUUAUUGAAUUGCAAUAUGUGUUUCAUUAAAGAACAAAUUUUA
Osmerus eperlanus (European smelt) is the source of this 3230-nucleotide messenger RNA. It is a transcript of the gene pou4f2, whose product is annotated as POU class 4 homeobox 2. Gene Ontology annotation, biological process: regulation of transcription by RNA polymerase II. The coding region runs from base 611 to 1756 and encodes 381 amino acids. The transcript is spliced from 2 exons. The record is from RefSeq and is a predicted model, not a curated record. Gene Ontology annotation, molecular function: DNA-binding transcription factor activity, RNA polymerase II-specific; RNA polymerase II cis-regulatory region sequence-specific DNA binding. NCBI's taxonomy places the organism in Eukaryota, Metazoa, Chordata, Actinopteri, Osmeriformes, Osmeridae.